Molecule: messenger RNA, 2197 nt
Organism: Nematostella vectensis (starlet sea anemone)
Lineage: Eukaryota; Metazoa; Cnidaria; Anthozoa; Actiniaria; Edwardsiidae
Product: spidroin-1
Exons: 10
Coding region: 196-1839 (547 amino acids)
Source: RefSeq, a predicted model, not a curated record
UACUACGUUCUAAAUCCGUUUCUUCCAUGUUCGGUUGGUCGUGAAUAUUUAAUGAUCCGAGUUUGGUCUAUCGAAGCCAGCAAGCUCCAGCCACUGACGUAAUGAGAGUACAAUGACCUAGGAACAAGCUUCCUCUCAUCGAAAAUAUCAGAUAAAACAAACCGAAAAGCAGGUCACCGUUAAGAUCAACAAGCGAUGGGUUGUUUGAGGUCGAGGAACUCGGUGGCCACCUGUCUAAUAGUCCUUUUUCUCUAUCAAGUAUACGCAGCACCACUCGACUUUGAUAAAAGUGGCGAAGACCAAGUGAAGGAGGCAGUGCAGAAGGCAGAAGAGGCCGCUAAGCAUGCAGCGGAGGAAUCAGUGAGUCACGGCCAUAAGGCAGAGACAAGAGUUCCAGCAGACAAGUUGAGAAGCCUGGCUAGUGAUCUGGAGGAGAGCCUUAGAGAAGACAAAGCUGAGAAGAAGGUUACAAUGCACAACAGAAAGCACGCUAGGCCAGAAGAGUCGGAUGACGACGUCUUUCAAGAGAAGCGUGUGAAAGAGCACCGCGUCCACAGGAAACCCAGUCUUUCCCGUCUGAUGGGUAUUGGCGACAUGGGCGACUCCGGUAACUCGAACUCGUACAAGGAAGACACGAAGCUUGAGGAUAGACUGGCGAUGGAGGCGGAGGAGGAGAAGAAGUAUGAAGACGGCUACGGUGGCAGUCAGUGGGAUAGUGGCGCAGAGAAAGGCGCAAGCUGGGCCUCGAAUAUACAGCGACAAGACGCCGCAGAGAAACAGAGCAUUCAGGCCCAGGUCGCCUCUGAGAGCGCGCACGAGCUUGAUGAGAUCCAGAACGCGAUUACUUCCGAGUCCCAGUCCUCUCGCGGUUCUGCCAGCAUGGGAGAACAAGGGGCGUCAGUCAUCCAAGUCGGUAGCAACGGAGCCACAAAGGGAUUUAGUAGUAUGGAAAUGGGGCACAACAACGAGGCAGGGGCUACAAGCGAGGCGCCUAGCAUGAAAUCAUUCGGCUCAUCCAGUCAUGAUCUAUCGCGCCUUAUGGCACAAUCCAGCAAACUAUCCUCUAGCGAACUGGAGGGUCCAUCUCAACAGCAGUACACAUCUGAUGGUGGCAUGGGGUUCGGCGGCCAGGGUGGUCAGGAACAGGCCGGGAUGGGCCAGGAGUCUAUGGGGACCAGUCAGAUGGGCCAGGAGGGUGCUGCCUCCAUCGACUCUCUAGAAGGUGGAAGGUCGCCACUGGGGCCAAACUCGUUCACAGGCGGUCUGGGAGGGCGGAUGGAAGAGAGCAGUUAUGGCGGGAGGGGUGAGAUGGCAGGUAUCCUGGGUAGAGGAGAAAGCGAGAGUUCUCUACAGGGGAUGGGUGCGGCCAGUUACGCCAGCAACCAGCAGCAGUCCGUGAUGGGCGGGGCGGCAACGGACAACUACCAAAGCAUGAUGGGCGGAGGAAGCAUGCAGUCCCUUGGAGGGGAUGCUGGUGGCAGCAUGCAAGGUCUAGCAGGGGGAGGCGGGAUUCAGAGCUUCGGAGGUGGAGGAGGAGCAGGUCUUCAGACACUGGGAGGUGGCGGGGAUGUGCAGACGCUUGGAGGCCAGACCAUGCAGGGGGUGCAGUCCUAUGGUGGGGGCGCAGGGAUGCAGUCGUUCGGAGGUGGAGGAAUGGCAGGGAUGCAGUUCGGCGGGAUGCAAGGCUUCCCGUCACUUGGCGGAGGAGGAGGAGGGGCAGGAAUGAUGGCCGGACAAAUGGGUUAUAAAAAGUCGACGAUUCAACGACCAGACAGACAUAACGGAGCGCUCACAUACAGCAAAAUUAGAAAAGACGCAAAAGGCCUCUACUCAAGGUAGCCCAGCAGCGAAUACGAGUAAAGUUUCUCAUCAUCAUCAUCGUCAUCGCCAUCACCACAAGCGGAGUAAUUGAGAUUCAUAAAAAAAGAUGGCUCAUACAGCGGUAGUCUCUAUCUGCCAUUUUUUUUAAUAUACUGGGUUUUCGGUAAAUAUUACAGAAUUAAAUAGAAAGCGACUCCGGUACCAGGUGUUUGUUUUCCAGUUCUUUUUUUGCUUUGCCGGUUUGUGAUUAGAAAAUAGUUGUAAGAUUAUUAGAAUUAGAUUGCACAGAAAAAAGUAUAAUUGUGACAAUACUGUGAGGCUAGAGAAUUACAACUAUGAUAUCCCAAAAAAUAAUAAAUAAUGUUAAUUGAUGUUA